Pseudomassariella vexata is the source of this 1761-nucleotide messenger RNA. Its product is annotated as fungal-specific transcription factor domain-containing protein. Gene Ontology annotation, cellular component: nucleus. The coding region runs from base 1 to 1761 and encodes 586 amino acids. Gene Ontology annotation, molecular function: DNA binding; zinc ion binding; DNA-binding transcription factor activity, RNA polymerase II-specific. NCBI's taxonomy places the organism in Eukaryota, Fungi, Ascomycota, Sordariomycetes, Amphisphaeriales, Pseudomassariaceae. The transcript has 9 exons. The record is from RefSeq and is a predicted model, not a curated record. Gene Ontology annotation, biological process: regulation of DNA-templated transcription; DNA-templated transcription.
AUGGAUCUGUCACAGACGGAUGUCAAGCCCGGUCCUGAUAGCCCAGCUGGUCCCAUAAAACGGAGAGCCCCCAUCGCCUGUCGGAGAUGUCGGCGCAUGCGCAGCAAAUGUUUGCAUGAGAACGGAAAGCAACCACCAUGCAAAUCCUGCUUGGAAUCAGGGGUCCCCGAAGAAUGUGUAUUUCCUAGUCGAGGAGAUUCUGACCAUGACCGCCUAUUUCGCCAUCCCCGCCAAAGAUCGGACAAGAAGCCGAGGAGCGAAACUUCCAGAGUUAAGAGGGAGUCUGUCUCGUCUCCAGGAAUCCACGAUGCGCUUGUCCACGUCAAACCGCCCGCUGCUGUACUGGAGGAUGAGUGGGACUUGUUGCCCGAGGUCGACAUCGUCAAGGAAGGCGUCGAGGCCUUCUUUCUCCACUUCUUCCAACUAGGGUUCAUCCAUAAACAGAGAUUUCCCAAACAGCUCGAGCAGAACCCCAGCUCUGUCAGUGUCUUUCUCCUGCUGAGUAUUCUCAGCAUCUCGGCGAGGUUCAACAAGACAUUCGAGACACGGUAUGGCUCUGGUCAGCGGGCUGUCCAGUUGUUUACGGAGAGGGCUGAGGAGCUAGCCGUCAAGGAGCUCUACCUAACACCUACCCUGGAGAGGUGCCAGGCUUUUUUCCUGCUAAGUAUCGCCGAGCUAGGCAAUGGCAAAACGAAUGCCAGUUAUAUCAACAUGGGCGUGGCUACAAGAAUGGCUGUUUUGAUGAGACUUCACAGAGAGGAGACGUAUGAAAGGCUGACGCCGAACUCUUCCCCCGAAGAGAUUGUUCGUGCAGAGUCUGCCAGGCGAACCUUGUGGAUGCUUCACAGCCAGGACAACCUCCACUCGGGUCCGUAUUCACCAGUCGCUUUAGCGACCAGUGACAUAACGGCCCUCCUUCCCUCGGAUGAAGACGACUUUAAAUAUGCGAGGCUACCACGAAGCCGUGCCGCGCUCGAAGGCACGCCGCCGGCAGACCGGGAUCCGAGUCUCGUCAAUCCCCCCAAGAAAUCCUUGUUUGCAAGCCUGAUGCAGGUGCACCAUCUCUGGGGCAUUGUUGCCCGCCGCGCCGUCGCCCAUGAGAAGAGUUCGAGUCCUGGGGACGUCAACAGCGACUAUGCGAAGAUGGCUAGACGGCUUCGUGAAUUCGAAGACAAAUUGCCUUCCGAGCAUACAUUCGGUAAGAAACUGUGGAAGGGUUACAGACACGAUAACGAGGAUCUUGCAUAUAUUGGCUGUACUGCGUGCACACGCCUUUGCAACAUAGUCUUGCGCAAGGCGUACCUUGAUGAGUGUGUUCAAGAAUGCCUCCAGUGGACCUCUUCGGAUCUGGUAUAUCGAAUAAUGGCCGGUGAGCUCUUCGAGAAUGUCCGCCAGCUUUACGAGCAAGUGGACGCUCAAUUCAACGACGAUCGUACUGCUGAGGAAAGAGUUGGAUCACAGAUGGCCGCUUUCUGUGUUUAUAGCUGCGGCCUGCUUGCUACCUAUCUUUGCAAGUUUCCACAACGCGGCCACGAUGACGUCCAAAUCAGGGGUAAGAAAAUGUACCAACGGACAGUGGAGAUAUUGGAAGAAACGAAAACUAUUUGGCCACUUGCAUCAAGCUGGCUGAAAGGACUAAGAAAGUGGUUCGAGCAGGACCCAAAUGCUAACGGGGCGCCUUUCCAAGGGGCUACUAUGGACCAUGGUGUAAGAAGCCCUGUCUCUGCUAAAAUAUAUAGUCGUGCCACUUACAGUGACUAA